AUGAGUGACGAAUCCAACGGGGUGCCGGCCACCGGCACACCUGAACACUACGCCAUUGGUAUUGCCUUCGGAAACUCUUACAGUUCGAUAGCACACAUUUCCGGAGAAGGCAAGGUUGAGGUCAUUGCCAACGAAGAAGGCGAUCGUCAAAUCCCUUCCGUCUUGUCCUAUAUCGAGGGAGAAGAGCACCAUGGGACACAAGCAAAAGCGCAGUUGGUCCGCAACAGCAAGAACACCGUCGCAUCCUUCAGAGACUACGUUGGGAAGGAUUACAAGUCAAUAGACCCGACACCCUGCCAUGCCUCAGCACAUCCUAUCGAGUCCGACGGUCAGAUUCACUUCUCCAUAAAAGAUACAGAAAGCGAAACGGAAAACAAAGUCUCGGUCUUGGAGAUUACCGCCCGACACUUGCGACGACUGAAGAACUCGGCCUCCGACUUUGUUGGCAAACCUGUGACGGCGGCUGUUGUGGCCGUGCCCACCGACGUCAGCGAUGAACAAAAAGCGGCUUUGUCCAAAGCUGCGGAGAGUAUCCAGCUUGAAAUCUUACAAUUCAUACCCGAGCCCAUUGCUGCCCUCCUUGCAUACGACUCGCGGUCAUCGAACCCUACCGCGGACAAGAAUGUGCUAGUUGCAGACUUCGGUGGAAACCGGUCCGACGUGGCGGUGAUUGCUUCAAGAGGAGGAAUGUACAGCAUUUUGGCCACGGCCCACGACUACGAACUAGGUGGGGCGCAGCUUGACCAGAUCCUGGUCGACCACUUUGCCAAAGAAUUCGAGAAAAAACACAAGUCCGACCCACGCAAAAACGAGCGGAGUCUGGCCAAGUUGAGGCUCGAGGCUGAAGCAGUCAAGAAGGCGCUCAGCCUAAGUGCCAGCGCCACUUUCAGUGUGGAAAGUCUUGCGGACGGAGUGGACUUCCGAUCGACGAUCAACAGGACUCGAUAUGAUAUUCUUGCCCUGAAAACCUUCGCCCGGUUCACCCGGCUUGUCGAGGAAGUGAUCAAAAAGGCGGGCCUCGAUGUUCUGGACAUCGAUGAAGUGAUUCUCUCGGGCGGUACCUCGCAUACACCCAAGAUUGCCAAAAACAUCGAGGCCAUCUUCCCGGAGUCGACUCAAGUGCUGGCCCCUGCGACCACCACGACGGCUUUGCACCCGUCCGAGCUCUCGGCAAGGGGUGCGGCCCUUCAAGCGUCUCUAAUCCAAGAAUUCGAGAAGUCGGACAUUGACCAAUCCACGCACGAGAUGCUGACCGUGACGCCACACCUUGCUGCCGCGAUCGGCUACCAAGUGAGCGGUCAAUCUGCAGACGCGUUCACGGUGAUCGUUCCGGCCGAGACUGCUGUGCCUGCUCGGAGAACCCAAGUGAUUGGAGGGCUGCAAGGGGAUGUGUUGGUCCGGAUAGCCGAAGGAGAACGCGAGAUCAAGGUGACCCAAGCGGCGCCGAAAGCCAAGCCUGAGACCAACGGAAGCAAGGAAGGAGAUGACGAUGAUGACGACGAUUCGGAUAUCGACGAGGACGACGAGCCCGAAGAGAUCCGCGAGAAGGUGUGGAAACCCAAGCAAGCCCUGGCCGAGUUUGUCUUCAGAGGCCUGCCCAAGGGCUCCAAGGUCGAAGUCACGGUCAAUAUCGACGCUGAGCAGGUCGUGUCGAUUACCGCCCGGCCGGUCGGAGGCAAAGGAGGGCUGCGAGGCGAAAUCAAGGCUGCCGAGUCCGCGCAGAAUGGCAGUGCAUGA
Molecule: messenger RNA, 1737 nt
Organism: Capronia epimyces CBS 606.96
Lineage: Eukaryota; Fungi; Ascomycota; Eurotiomycetes; Chaetothyriales; Herpotrichiellaceae
Exons: 1
Coding region: 1-1737 (578 amino acids)
Biological process (GO): protein folding
Cellular component (GO): nucleus; cytosol
Molecular function (GO): ATP-dependent protein folding chaperone; ATP binding
Source: RefSeq, a predicted model, not a curated record